Molecule: messenger RNA, 268 nt
Organism: Gregarina niphandrodes
Lineage: Eukaryota; Apicomplexa; Conoidasida; Eugregarinorida; Gregarinidae
Product: putative DNA-directed RNA polymerase II subunit
Exons: 2
Biological process (GO): DNA-templated transcription
Cellular component (GO): RNA polymerase II, core complex
Molecular function (GO): DNA-directed RNA polymerase activity; protein dimerization activity
Source: RefSeq, a predicted model, not a curated record
AUGUUCCAAGCCAGGUAUAUCCGAUACCCACAGCUGGAAAUCACAGACGUGACUAGGGACAGGAUAAAGUUUACUCUCAAAAAUUGUGAUGUGUCAUUCGCUAAUGCUCUCAGACGUGUCAUGAUAGCCGAGGUUCCGACUAUGGCAAUAGACUUGGUGAGUAUAGAAGAAAACUCGGGUGUGUUGCAAGAUGAAAUGCUGGCGCACCGUCUGGGUCUUUUACCCAUUGAUUCAACGAAUAUUCGGAAAUAUGUUAAUAAGAGUGAGU